Messenger RNA from Hyposmocoma kahamanoa, 1484 nucleotides. It is a transcript of the gene Mcad, whose product is annotated as probable medium-chain specific acyl-CoA dehydrogenase, mitochondrial. Lineage: Eukaryota; Metazoa; Arthropoda; Insecta; Lepidoptera; Cosmopterigidae. The record is from RefSeq and is a predicted model, not a curated record. The transcript has 10 exons. Gene Ontology annotation, biological process: fatty acid beta-oxidation; medium-chain fatty acid catabolic process. Bases 85 to 1332 code for a protein of 415 amino acids. Gene Ontology annotation, cellular component: mitochondrion. Gene Ontology annotation, molecular function: flavin adenine dinucleotide binding; medium-chain fatty acyl-CoA dehydrogenase activity.
GCUUGCUGGUAGUGUAGUGGUUGAUAAUAUUUACUUAAACUUGUGAAGCCAAUUGCGCAAAGUCCAUAACUUAUUAAGACUACAAUGAAUCCGCUAGUUCAGAUAGCACGUGUCACCAGCCGUCCAGCCUACAGGAGGUUAUCGACUGCUAAACCCAUUCCAUCUACUGGUGUUUGCUUCGAGUUGUCUGAGGAGCAAAAAGCGUUGCAAGAUCUCGCUCGCAAGUUCACCAGAGAAGAGAUCAUUCCAGUCGCGGCUCAAUACGACAAGAGCGGAGAGUACCCUUGGCCCGUCGUCAAAAAAGCAUGGAAGCUCGGAUUGAUGAAUACCCACAUUCCCCAACAUUGCGGGGGUGUUGGGAACUUGGGAGUUUUCGACGAAUGCGUCGUUGGGGAAGAAUUUGCGUACGGAUGCACUGGUAUUACGACAGCAAUAGGAGGAACGAAUUUGGGACAAGCGCCAGUUAUCAUAGCUGGCAACAAGGAACAGCAGAAGAAGUACCUCGGCAGGUUGAUAGAAGAACCCCUUGUGGCUGCUUACGGAGUUACGGAGCCCGGUUGCGGAUCCGAUGUAGCCGGAGUGAAGACACGUGCUGAGAAGAAAGGUGACGAAUGGAUUCUUAACGGGCAGAAGAUGUGGAUCACCAACGGUGGCGUUGCUAACUGGUAUUUCGUCCUCGCUAGAACCAACCCGGACCCCAAAUGCCCCGCCGGCAAAGCAUUCACUGGCUUCAUCGUCGAGAGAGACUGGCCCGGAGUGAAUCCUGGACGUAAGGAACUGAAUAUGGGCCAACGCGCAUCUGAUACCCGUGGCAUCACUUUUGAGGACGUGCGCAUACCGAAAGAGAAUGUGCUCAUUGGCGAAGGAGCUGGCUUCAAAAUCGCUAUGGGUGCUUUCGACAAGACUAGGCCUCCGGUGGCAGCCGGCGCUACAGGUCUCGCACAGCGCGCUCUAGACGAGGCUACCAACUACUCGCUGCAGCGUAAAACAUUCGGAGUGCCCAUCGCUCAUCACCAGGCCGUCGCCUUCAUGCUCGCUGAUAUGGCUAUUGGUGUCGAAACAGCACGCCUGGCCUGGCACAAGGCGGCCUGGAUGGUUGAUCAUGGUCAGAAGAACACUGUGCUGGCUUCGGUCGCCAAAGCCCAUGCUUCAGAAGUGGCUAACAAGGCUGCGGCAGACGCCGUUCAAAUCUUCGGCGGCAACGGCUACAACACCGAGUACCCAGUUGAAAAACUUAUGCGCGAUGCUAAGAUCUACAUGAUCUAUGAGGGAACCUCUCAGAUUCAAAGACUUAUUAUCUCCAGGGAAACCUUAUCCAAACAUGCGGCCUAAACGCUCAGAAUGGGAACAAACAGCACAUCAAGACUUCAAUUCAAGUAACAAUAUCGAAAAACGUGAAUAAAAUAAAUCACUCUUUUAAUCUGUUUUUACAGAAAUUUGAAACAAAAUUGAUCAGAAAACAAUACGGUAACAAGAAUAUAAGU